AUGGAGAACGCAGGCCUUACCGAUCUCGAGUCUGGAGAUGGAGAUGGCUAUUUCCCCAUGGUUUUAGUUCAGAUUCCCAUGUGCAACGAGAAAGAGGUUUAUCAACAGUCGAUUGCUGCCGUGUGUAACUUGGAGUGGCCUAAAGGGAGAUUGCUGAUUCAGAUUUUGGAUGAUUCGGAUGAUCCAACGGCACAGAUGCUAAUUAAGGAGGAAGUGCACAAGUGGAAGGAGAAUGGUGCCAACAUAGUUUACAGGCAUAGAGUGAUUAGGGAGGGUUACAAAGCCGGCAACCUUAAGUCCGCCAUGAAUUGUAGUUAUGUCAAGGAUUACGAGUUUGUCGCCAUCUUCGACGCUGAUUUCCAGCCCAACCCGGAUUUCCUCCAGAGGACCGUUCCACACUUCAGGGAGAAUGAGAAACUAGGGCUCGUUCAGGCUAGGUGGUCAUUUGUAAACAAGGAUGAGAACCUGCUGACGAGGCUGCAACUCAUCAACUUAGCCUUCCAUUUUGAGGUCGAGCAGCAGGUCAAUGGCAUUUUCCUCAACUUCUUUGGGUUUAAUGGGACGGCCGGCGUUUGGAGAAUAAAAGCCUUGGAGGAAUCGGGCGGGUGGAUGGAGAGAACAACGGUUGAGGACAUGGACAUUGCUGUCCGAGCCCACUUGCACGGCUGGAAAUUCAUCUUCCUCAAUGAUGUCGAGUGCCAAUGUGAGUUGCCAGAAUCAUACGAAGCGUAUAGAAAGCAACAGCACAGAUGGCAUUCUGGGCCGAUGCAGUUGUUCCGUCUCUGUUUGCCUGCCGUCAUAAAAGCUAAGAUCAGCAUAUGGAAGAAGGCAAACAUGAUAUUCCUCUUCUUCCUUCUCCGUAAGCUCAUUCUCCCUUUCUACUCCUUCACACUCUUCUGCAUAAUCCUCCCCAUGACAAUGUUCGUCCCGGAGGCCACCCUACCCGCCUGGGUCGUCUGCUACAUACCCACGGCCAUGUCGUUCCUCAACAUCCUCCCGGCCCCAAGAUCCUUCCCAUUCAUCGUCCCUUAUCUCCUUUUCGAGAACACAAUGUCAGUCACAAAGUUCAACGCCAUGGUCUCGGGUCUCUUCCAGCUCGGCAGUGCCUACGAGUGGGUCGUCACCAAGAAAUCCGGCCGUUCAUCUGAAGGCGACCUCGCCUCUUUGGUGGCUCCCGAGUGCCGUGGGGCCCACCACCAGAGGGGCAGAUCUGAGCCGGGAAACCUGGACGAGCUCGUUAAUAAUGAGCUGCUGCUACAGAAGCAGAAGAAUAUGAAGAUGAAGAAGAAGCAUAAUAGGAUUUAUACAAAGGAGUUGGCUUUGGCUUUCCUUCUGCUGACGGCGGCCGCCAGGAGUUUGUUGUCGGCUCAGGGGAUACAUUUCUACUUCCUUCUGUUUCAGGGAGUGUCCUUCCUGCUCGUCGGCUUCGACUUGAUCGGCGAGCAGGUGGAGUAA
Striga hermonthica is the source of this 1455-nucleotide messenger RNA. The record is from the annotation of a GenBank genome assembly. NCBI's taxonomy places the organism in Eukaryota, Viridiplantae, Streptophyta, Magnoliopsida, Lamiales, Orobanchaceae.